This is a messenger RNA of Protopolystoma xenopodis, 315 nucleotides long. The record is from the annotation of a GenBank genome assembly. NCBI's taxonomy places the organism in Eukaryota, Metazoa, Platyhelminthes, Monogenea, Polystomatidea, Polystomatidae.
AUGCUUGACCGUCCUGACGGUCAUUCGCGUCUCUGGUGUGGGCCCGACGAUCCGGUCGAAUUAGCCCUUGCAGUCGCUAAGGCAAGAGAAGAGCUAGGCGACGAAGCUGAGAAGGCGGACAAAUUGGCCAGCCACGAACUAUCUCGACCGGCUCUCGCCGGUGGUGAAGUGUACCAUCGGUUCUUUGAUGGCACUCUUCUUCCUUUGCCGACUAUAUUGGAGCCUCAGAUUGUAUACAAGCUCAUUUUAAAGUUGAGCUUUGUCUGGUCAUACUCGAUGCUCAAGGCGAUCGCAUAUCAUCAGCCAGUGAUGUAA